AUGGCGCGCCGCGCGGUCUGGACGUACACCCUUCGCCAGUGCGAAGGCGACGAAGCGACGAAGCUCUACUGCUUUGAGCUGACGGUCGGCGACGUCUCGUGGUCCGUCCUCAAGUCGAUUCAAGACCUCAAGUACCUUCGUCAAACGCUCGCGACGAUGUACCACAACGAAGUCCUCAACGCCAACGCAGAGGCGUACUGGACGUUGGAGCUUCGGAAACUCCUCCAGCUGCCAGUCCCAUCCGCCGGGUGGCUGCCGUGGGCCCCAAAGAAGAUGGAGCGCGCGAUGACAACCCUCCUCUGCUUUUACGAAGACGCGAUGGCCGACACAACACAACCGAGCUUCCUCUUGCAUCGCUACUCGAUCCGGGCCUCGUCCAUGGCGUGUCCUGUGCUGGCGGCACCCAAAAUCCUCGCUUAG
Molecule: messenger RNA, 420 nt
Organism: Saprolegnia parasitica CBS 223.65
Lineage: Eukaryota; Oomycota; Saprolegniomycetes; Saprolegniales; Saprolegniaceae
Exons: 2
Coding region: 1-420 (139 amino acids)
Source: RefSeq, a predicted model, not a curated record